Molecule: messenger RNA, 3890 nt
Organism: Thalassophryne amazonica
Lineage: Eukaryota; Metazoa; Chordata; Actinopteri; Batrachoidiformes; Batrachoididae
Gene: ches1
Product: checkpoint suppressor 1
Exons: 6
Coding region: 616-2079 (487 amino acids)
Biological process (GO): regulation of DNA-templated transcription
Cellular component (GO): nucleus
Molecular function (GO): DNA-binding transcription factor activity; cis-regulatory region sequence-specific DNA binding
Source: RefSeq, a predicted model, not a curated record
GAGAGAGAGAAAGAGAGAGGAGAGAGAGACUAUAGGAACGCAGCUGCUUGUGUGCGUGUGUGUGUGUGUGUGUGAAUGCGUGCGUGCGUGUGUGUGUGUAGGUACAUAUGUGUUCGGUGGUCGGAUCGACUGGCGGGGUGGAUAUGGAGGGGAUCGGGAAAAACGUUGGGAACUGACCGAGUCCUGAGACUAAGAGAAGGAGAGAGAAGAAGGAAGGAGAGAAGUCUGACACAGGAGAGGAAGAGUGUGAAGAAGGGGCUCGUCUGGAACGCAGAAGGAUCCUAAGGUGACUUUCUGCUCUUUCAUGUCUGUAUGCGGGUGUGCGUGUGCGUGUUGACAUGUGCUGCGUGCUCGUGCACUUCGGGGAAGAGUGACGGCGGGUGUUGGAAGUGUUUGUGUCCACUGCCGACGCUGGCGUCUCAGGAUUGUUGUUCCUGCGAGCUAAAAAAUGGGGCUGAAGUGAGUAAGCAUGUUGACCGCCUGUAAACUGGAGUGAAGGGAUCAGAAGGAGUGGAUACUUUUUCGGGAACAGACGGAUCCUGUUCCGCUCUCAGCUGCUCAAGUGGACACGGGAGGAAGAAUCCUUCCUUGACAAAGGAGUGAGCCCUGGGCUGGAUGGGACCCACCAUGCCCCCCAGUAAGAAGGCACAGAGCCCUAGCAGCGGAGCCAGUGCCUCACAGGGCAUGAGCCCGUCAUACCGGCAGGGGGACACCGCCACAGCAGCGUCCGAGGCCGAGGCGGGUGACCUGUCCCUGUCCCUGUCUGCUUCCUUCUCCAAGGCUGAGGAUGAGGAGCUCACUAGCCUCUCCUGGCUCCACGAGAGCACUGACCUCCUCAACAGUUUCAGUCACUCUGGGCUGCGUAGUGUCUCCCCUUUGCAGGACCCUGACAGCCAGCACACCCGCUCACCCUCUUCCUCAUCUCCGUCCCCUGACGACCCCUUACUGGGCGAUGCUCAUUCAGCAUAUGAUUUGGCUGCGGGAGCAAACCGAAAACCACCGUACUCCUUCAGCUGCCUGAUCUUCAUGGCUAUCGAGGAUGCACCAAACAAGCGGCUGCCAGUGAAGGAUAUCUACGGAUGGAUCCUGGAGCACUUCCCCUACUUUGCAAAUGCACCCACUGGCUGGAAGAACUCAGUGCGCCACAAUCUGUCACUCAACAAGUGCUUCAAGAAAGUCGAUAAAGACCGGAGCCAGAGCAUAGGUAAAGGCUCUCUGUGGUCCAUAGACCCGGAGUACAGACACAACCUGAUCCAGGCGCUAAAGAAGACGCCUUAUCAUCCUUACUCAGCUGGCCUGGCCACGCCCUCCACCUCCCCACCCAACCUGCCUCCAACGUUUCACCACAGUCCACCGCUGUGGUCGGGGAGUCCCCUCUUCAGAAAGAACGGAGGAGUUCUCCUACAAGUUCCUCGUGGCGUGAUCCAAAAUGGAGCCCGUGUCAGGAGCCAGGCACUGUUUCCAGUGAUCAGACCCGUACCUGUAAGCCCUGUGGGCACCAGAACCUCGGCUGUAAGGUCAUCCCUGGGAGAUUAUCUGAGCCGAGGACAGGACAGCCCAUUGCGCUGCUCUCCUUCGCCGUGCGGUGAGGACCUCCAAGACGACCACACUUACAGCACCGCCAAAUCCCCCAGCAGGCUGUGCUCUUCCCAAGUCCCGUCCUCCUCCUCUCCCCUGGAUGACGACGACAUCAUCGCUGUAGAGAUCCAGUCAGACGUCAAACCGGAGCCACGGGAGAUCCCGCUGGAUUCUCACGUCAGCGCUGCUGCUGCUGCUGCUACCUACAUUUCCCAGCAGCCCCCGCGCGGACAAAGACGCACUUCUGUGGCAGGAGGCGGGACAUUGGCAGGAAGCAGUCUCCCGUGGACUAAAAACCGAGCGAGGGGAAUUAGCGACACACUUCCGUUGAAGAAGCGGCGCGCGGCGGCAGUGGAGAAGCCGCCAGAGAGCGACGACGAGGAGAUGAAAGAGGCGGCGGGUUCACUGCUCCACCUGGCGGGGGUCAGAGCCUGCCUGAACAACAUCACAAACCGCACGGCCAAGGGCCAGAAGGAGCAGAAAGAGCCCCUGAGAAACUAAGACACACGUAUGCAUAGACAUAUAUAACGUACAUCGUCAUGCACGCGCACACACACACACAAAUAGCUCAACAGGUAAAGUUCCUACAGCAUUAGUCUCAACGGACACAGCUCCCUCUGCAGGGCAUUAGGUGAAUCCUACUUAUUUGUGGCAAUAUCAAAAAUCUAUGUUUUCCUACAUGUUCAGCGACACUAACAUCAGUGGGUAUUUCUCAUGUGUCUUUGUUGUUUUUGUUGUUUAAAAGGGGAUGAAAGCCAUAAGAAGCACGUUUUGUCACUAAUUUGGACAUGACAAAAACAAACAAAAAAACGGCGAACCACACGGAGGGAACGUACGGUGUAUGAACACAAGACGGCUGUUUGUCUUACCUGUUUUGUUUCUGUGUGAAUCUGUAGCAAUCUUGUUGUGAUGCCAGCAGGAUGGCAGAGCCAGCGAGACCAACUAACGCGUCUCGGCAUCCUCUCGGCUGCCCACUGGCGUCACACUCAAUAUUCACGAGCACAAAUGUGAGACUGUGCCAAAGAUAUGCGACCAGGUUGCUUCAUGUAGCCGAUAACGAUAGCUGACGAUUUCAAAAAAGAAGAAGAAAGAAAGAAAGAAAAAAAGAUGUAGAAGAGCAAAGCGAGAACGACCUUAAGUGUCAAAAUAAUUGUAAAACCCAAUGUGAUAUAUUCUCAUGCACUUAAGAUUAUUUUACGCCACAUAUAAUACAAGCAUCAUGGGUAACGGCGUGGUUUAUUCCAAGAGCACUUGUAGUAUUUAAGAAUAGAUAUAUUAAAAAUUUUAAAAAGUGGUCAUGUUUAUCACCAUAGAGACGGAUAGUGUGCCGGGUAUGAGGCAAUAUCUCCUUAAUUUUGUUGUUAUUGUUGUUGCAAAAAUGUAAGCAACCCUAAACACCCCCCGUACUACUUCUGUCCAUAGACGUAGACACCUGGUGUAGAUAUCGUAGCUGCCAGUAGCUACCACGCCUAACUGUUCAUUUUACGACGUCAGAGAACUAUAUACACAAAAGCUGGGUUUAGAUUUGCGUUGGUGUCUGUUUACCCUCACUCUACCCUCAAAGAUAUAAGCAAUUUGUCCCGCGUGGGCAACUCUGUAAAAAGGUUAGAAAAUAUUUUUAUUUUUUUCCUUUCUUAAUUGAAGCAAUUUGACCUGCAGGACUUUCUCAGUUAUAUUGCAUGGGUGCUUGUAAAUAAGAUAAAAAGCAAAUCUUUUUUAUUCAAAGAUCAUGUAAGAUAAACAAUGUAUUUAGCAUGAAGCAUGACUUAUUUUCAUAUAAACCUUGAUCAUAGAGGAAAGAAAAGUCCCCCCUCCCAUCCCCGCCAGUUCUUAUGUGGUUAUAUUUGAUUUUUUUUUUUCUUUUUUCCUCCCCUGAGCGGGCUUUUAACGACACAUCUUCAGGGAAGAACGAGGGAGAUCAAUCUGCAGUUAAGAGGUCCAAACAUGGUGCCUCUGGGUUUGGGUUCGAGCUACUUGGGCCAGCUGGAUCACCUUUAUUCGGGUGGGCUUCUGUCUUCUUCUGCCUGUACAGUGAUUUAGUUACUCAGUGUUAACCCCAGUGUUAUUUCGGAACACGUCUGUAUGUGCAUUUGUGUGCCCAGGAACACGCGCCCUUUAACAUUGUGCUGGCCUGCCUGCCCGCAGUACCUCUGUUGUCGUGUCUCUGACAUGUUUGGACAGAACGUUAUCUAUCUUUAUUUAUAACAGUAUUGUUUUUGUUUCCUCCAGUGUGUAAAUGUACAUGUCCUUAUUUUUUUUUCCCAUUAACAUUGUUCAGUGUAAAUGUUUGAAAAAGGUGGAUGUGGGAAACU